Tympanuchus pallidicinctus (lesser prairie-chicken) is the source of this 4516-nucleotide messenger RNA. RefSeq names its product adrenoceptor alpha 2C (gene ADRA2C). Lineage: Eukaryota; Metazoa; Chordata; Aves; Galliformes; Phasianidae. The record is from RefSeq and is a predicted model, not a curated record. Gene Ontology annotation, biological process: regulation of vasoconstriction; platelet activation; adenylate cyclase-activating adrenergic receptor signaling pathway. Gene Ontology annotation, cellular component: membrane. Bases 56 to 1399 code for a protein of 447 amino acids. The transcript has a single exon. Gene Ontology annotation, molecular function: alpha2-adrenergic receptor activity.
GCGGGGCGGGGGCUCCGCGGGGCUCUGUAGGACGGCGGCGGCCCGCACACCCGCAAUGGAUCUGCUGCUGCUGCUGGGGAACACCAGCCUGGGCUCCCCCAACGGGUCCCUGGCGCUGCUGCCCCCCUCGUCGCCGUCCUCCGCCGCCCUCCUGCAGCCUCCUUCCCCCUACUCGCCUGCUGCCGUGGCCAGCCUGGCGGCCCUGGUGGGUUUCAUCAUCGUCUUCACUAUCGUGGGCAACGUGCUGGUGGUGAUCGCUGUGCUCACCAGCCGGGCGCUGAGAGCCCCCCAGAACCUCUUCCUGGUGUCCUUGGCCAGCGCAGACAUCCUGGUGGCUACUCUGGUCAUGCCUUUCUCCUUGGCCAAUGAGCUGAUGAACUACUGGUACUUUGGCAAAGUGUGGUGCAACAUCUACCUGGCACUAGAUGUGCUCUUCUGCACCUCCUCCAUUGUCCACCUGUGCGCUAUCAGCCUUGACAGGUAUUGGUCGGUCACGCAGGCGGUGGAGUAUAACCUCAAGCGGACACCUCGGCGGAUCAAGGCCACCAUUGUCACCGUCUGGCUCAUUUCUGCUGUCAUCUCCUUUCCGCCGUUGAUUUCCAUGUACCGGGACCCUGAAGGAGAUGUCUUUCCCCAGUGCAAGCUCAAUGAUGAGACAUGGUACAUUCUUUCUUCUUGCAUUGUCUCUUUCUUUGCACCCUGCCUCAUCAUGGUGUUGGUCUAUAUCCGUAUCUACCGUGUGGCCAAGCUAAGGACCAGGACCCUCUCUGAGAAGCGUACGAUGCCAGAGGGGUCCUCCCAGACUGAGAAUGGUUUAAGCCGCGCUGCUGGGGGCUGCACGUCCCUAAGGAUGCAGUUGGGAGAGAACGGACAUUAUUCAGUGCACCACUGGCGCAAAGCCUCUGAGCUGGAGGACAUUGAGCUGGAGGAGAGCAGCACCUCAGAAAGCAGACGGAGGCGGAGCCGGGAGGAGCAUCCUCGCAAAAGCAGCAAGAGCCAGUCCUUCUCCUACUCAUAUUCCUCCAAGCACUCCAGUAGCCGUCUUUCCCGCUCUAGCAAUCGCUCCGUGGAAUUCUUCUCAUAUCGCCGUCGUCGGAAGCGUAGCAGUAUCUGCCGUAAGAAGGUCACCCAGGCCCGGGAGAAACGCUUUACCUUUGUGCUGGCCGUGGUCAUGGGGGUCUUUGUAGUUUGCUGGUUUCCUUUUUUCUUCAGCUACAGCCUCUAUGGCAUUUGCCGGGAGGCAUGUGAGGUCCCUGAGACUCUCUUCAAGUUCUUCUUCUGGAUUGGGUAUUGCAAUAGCUCCCUCAACCCAGUCAUCUACACCAUCUUCAACCAGGACUUUCGCAGGUCCUUUAAACACAUUCUGUUUAAGAAGAAGAAGAAGAACUUUAGGCAUUGAGCUGGAGGGAUAAGAGGGGUGAAUUUGCCUUGAGCAAAAAGUGGAGUUAAAAGGGAAGGAAAAGGCUCUGUGCUGAAAAAGAAGGGAGGGAAGAGAACAUGGGGGUUGGGGCAUAGAGAGAGGAAAGAGGGCUCGCCCCCCUUGGUCGUGCAGAGUGUGGUGGGAUGUGGGGAUGGUAUCAGGGAGGCUGAGCAUGUUCACUGCGGUGCAGAAUGGCAACAUGGUGCUGAAGGAGCUGUUUUGGGGUAUGGAUGAGUAAACAGGAAAGGGAGGAAUUGUCUUUGAACCCUGAUGGAGGACACAGGGAGUCCACAGAGGAAAUUGGGUAAGACACUGAAAUGGAGAGGCCCAGAGCUUAUAGAGGCUCUGCAUUUUGUGGGAAAACAAACAGAGACAGCAAGAGGAAAAGAUUAAGUGGCAGUUGUGGUGGAAUAAUGGAUCUGAGUAUUAACAGAGCAGCUAUGGCCAUGGAUGGGCUUGUCCCGGUAAGAAACUGGCUAUUACUGCUUAUUUGGGGAAAAGUGCUAGGCACCAGGCACUGGCAGUCUUCUAGAUUAUGAAAGGAUUUAAAUGUUUGCCAAAAACAAACAAAAAACAAAAAAAAAACAAAAAACAAAAAACAAAAAAAACCACCCUAGAGAACAAUCCAAACUCUUUUCUAAAUAAACCUUUGUACUGUUAAAACCUUCUGAAUGAUGAUUUUACACAGGGCUUAAGUCAAGCAUGGGGUAUUCUUUUUCUUUAGAGGGAUUUUUCGCACAUAGAGCUGGUUGGGAAGUGUUUUUCCUAUCUUCCUGUAAAAUUUGUCAGUGGGACAAAUCUGGGAGUUUUGCAUGUUUUCAUGAAAUAUGAUAAAGAGCACAUACACACAAUGACCUUAUUUCCCCCGUUGGAGAUCCAGGCAGUAAAUUCCUACUCCAUCGCUCUCAGAUCAGUGGCCUAAGAAUCUUGCCAUCCUGGAGCAGGUGGCUUGUUAAAGACAAAUAUUCUGUCUUAAACCAAUUUCCAUUAAAACAAAAUCAUUUUGCUGAACCAAACUAAAAUUUUUCUGAAGUCAAAUUUCUAACUAGCUCAACUUAAAUGUACUGUGUGGGGAACUUUCUCCCCAUUAUUGUAGGUUCCCCCUCAAAAAGCUUAUCUCAGGGCUGGAUGGAUGCUGCUCUUAUCCUCAGACAGGCAGUCAGAGGCUCUCUGCUAUGCAGAUUUUCAAAGGAAGAGCAAUCACCACACCACUGAGGUCUUUAAAUCCUUCGUAUUUACAGAUUUAGAGCAAGUAAAUCCUUUCUAUUUAUUUUCUUUAAUGAGAAGCAUACAUUACAGGUUGUCAGUGGUUUGUGUGCACAAAUCUGAAAUGAAGGUGCAGCUGUUCCAGACCUUUAAUAUUAAUGCUGCCUUCUUUCCCUUUUCCUGUUUGCAUUUCUAGUUCAUGAUUUCAGAGUAUUUUGCUGGGGACCAGGGGGGAGAAGGAGUGUUUGGAUAGUUAUUAAAGUAAGCUGUGUUUCCCAUGGAUUUAUGACAUACAAAAUGUCAUAAACUGUAAUGAAGAGAGUUAGAAGCAGGGGCUGGUGUCUGUGUAUUCCUCACUGAGUGUGUACUGAGUGUAAGAUUCAGCUGAACAUUUACAUCCUUUCUCCAGCUGUGCUGCUGCAAGAUGUUAUUCUGUUUGCAGGGGUAAAUACUGCUCCAUUUUGUUAUGUGUAUCACUCCUUCCAUAGGUAGUAGGAUUUGGCAUCUGCCUCAAAUGAACCUUUCCAUAAUAAGCAGCUCUUCGAAAAAAUAGAAUGAAAUAUACAGCAGGCUUCUUGAAAUAGCUACAUUAAAUCUAUACCUGGAAAUCAGUAGAUAUGCCCUUCUUUACUCUCUCUCUUCUGUGUGAAAGUGUUUUUGCCCUCUCUUCUUUUGAAAUCUCUACAUCAGAAGAAGAAAUGAUAGAGCAGUCGAUUUGUUUCAUCAGUUUUUCAUUCAGUUCACUUAACCCUGGAAAGGCAAGCUGGCGGUGGUUACUAUUCUGGUGUUAAUUCAAUAAACAAUUCAACUUGAGGGCCAACUAAAGUGGGAGGGAGUUCUGCCUAAGUGAGGAUUGGAGGAUUGCACCAAACGCGUUUAAAGUUUGCUUAAUUUCAUUAAAGAAGCAACUGAAACAUUUUCAAUGUCUUAAAUCCAUAACUUAGUGGGUCCUUUCUUGAAAUAAGGCUUGGAGUUGUAAAAAGAUUUGAACUUUGUUUAAACAUUUGCAUUUAAAAAAGGCUUGUUCAGACAUUUUCAGGAGCAUCCCUAUGUAAAUUACAACUGUUUUGGUACAAGCGUGUACCUGAAACAGACAAAUAGAAGGAAAAAUAGCAACAGACUGAGAGGAGGAAACUACAAGCCAUUUUCUCUUGUGUAAAAUGGGGAAUUCUUUUUAAAAUGACAUCGACAAGAGCUGAGCAAGAUCAGAUAGUUUCUAGGUAAUCAUGUAGCUAAAAAGUUCAGGUUUGUUUUUUAUGAAUAAACUAUAUAAUUGCCAGAGCAACCAAAGCAACAUAUGGUAUAUAGCUACUACCUCUGAGCUACUGGAUAGUUUCAUUAGAGAUACCCAUUCCUACCGAGAUAAGGGUCUGGUAUUGUCACUUAACAUUCAUUUUGAUUGGAUUCCCAGUCUGCAGAAACACAGCAGUUUCACUAUUGCACUGUUCUUUAAGUCAGAUUUGUUGUCUAUAAGUGCAGUCCUUCUCCUUUGUUUUCAUAAAAUUCAUGGAGUCCAAUGAAAUUUAACUGACAAGUUUAAAGAGGAGGUGAAAUAUGUGUGGAAUGGCUGAUGUGCCUUAAAAGUAAUUUCUUUGCUAUCAAAUUAUUCUGUUAUCAUCAUAUAAUGCUUCUGUUUUUGUUUUGCAUUUCAAAAUGCCUAAAAAGGGAUUGAUGCAGAUACUGAACAUCUAUGUAUAGCAGUAUAUUAAAACCAGGACAUUCUCUGUGGUUUUAAUUUCUCUGUUACUCACCUGUUUCCAUGUCUGGAGGAUUUUAUUUCUCCUCAGCUAGGUGUAAAAUAAUAUUCAUCAAUAAGGAUGCGCAGUAUACACCCCUUUUAAGUGCAUUUCCCUCUAAAUUAGUGAAUACAGAGGAUUCUAUAAAUAUUGU